Messenger RNA from Amphimedon queenslandica, 1657 nucleotides. Its product is annotated as 6-phosphogluconate dehydrogenase, decarboxylating. Gene Ontology annotation, molecular function: phosphogluconate dehydrogenase (decarboxylating) activity; NADP binding. Gene Ontology annotation, biological process: pentose-phosphate shunt. Bases 105 to 1568 code for a protein of 487 amino acids. The transcript has 13 exons. NCBI's taxonomy places the organism in Eukaryota, Metazoa, Porifera, Demospongiae, Haplosclerida, Niphatidae. The record is from RefSeq and is a predicted model, not a curated record.
CUGGAUUAGCCCCACCUACUUUUGUAAUUCAUAUUUCAGGGCUGCUCCAGCUUGCUUGCUGUGUUUCUUUCCAAGCUCAGGUCAAUAUUAUCUAAGAAGGAGCCAUGUCUACUGAGGCAGUAGCUGAUAUUGCACUCAUUGGCCUUGCUGUUAUGGGUCAGAAUAUCAUCCUCAACAUGAAUGAUCAUGGAUUUGUUGUCUGUGCUUAUAACAGAACUACAGAGAAAGUUGACAAGUUUCUUGCAAAUGAAGCUAAAGGCACUAAUAUAGUUGGGGCUAAGAGUCUGGAGGAAAUGGUAGCCAAGUUGAAGAAGCCAAGACGAGUGAUGAUGCUAGUGAAAGCUGGUUCAGCUGUGGACUCAUUCAUUGAGCAGCUGGUCCCACUCCUGGAGAAAGGAGACAUUAUUAUUGAUGGAGGGAAUUCUGAAUACACCGACAGUCAACGUCGUUGUAAAACAUUAUCUGACAAAGGGUUCUUGUUUGUUGGUUGUGGAGUGAGUGGAGGAGAAGAAGGAGCAAGAUAUGGUCCCUCUCUAAUGCCAGGAGGUUGUGCUGGAGCCUGGCCUCACGUGAAGGACAUAUUCCAGGCCAUAUCUGCUAAAGUGGGCAGUGAUCCUUGCUGUGAUUGGGUUGGGUCUGACGGAGCAGGCCAUUACGUGAAGAUGGUCCACAAUGGAAUUGAGUAUGGGGACAUGCAGCUGAUCUGUGAAGCUUAUGACUUGAUGAAGAAUGGCCUUGGUUUAUCUAAUGAUGAGAUGAGUAAAGUGUUUGCUGAUUGGAACAAAGGAGAACUGGACUCAUUUUUGAUUGAAAUAUCCUCAGAAAUAAUGGCCUUCAAAGAUAAAGAUGGUGGGCCAUUGGUUGAAAAGAUAAGAGAUGCUGCUGGUCAAAAAGGAACUGGUAAAUGGACAGCAAUUUCUGCUCUUGAUAAAGGGAUGCCAGUGACACUGAUUGGUGAGUCUGUUUUUGCAAGAUGUCUCUCUUCUCUAAAAGACGAGAGGACAGCAGCUAGUAAAGUAUUCCCAGCUCCAUCGGUUGACCUCUCAAAGUAUAAAUCAAAUACAAAGGAAUACAUUGAGCAGAUCAGACAGGCUCUGUAUGCGUCAAAAAUAAUAUCCUAUGCCCAAGGUUUCAUGCUGUUAAAGGAAGCGGCUAAGACCUACAACUGGGAACUGAACUAUGGGUCCAUUGCCUUAAUGUGGAGGGGAGGCUGCAUCAUAAGGAGCCGUUUCCUUGGUAACAUUAAGGAGGCCUUUGAUAAGAAUCCUUCUCUACAGAACCUGCUAAUGGACGAUUUCUUUAAAAAUGCAAUUUUGUCCUGUCAAGUCUCAUGGAGGAAAGUGAUUGGGAUGGCGGCUGAGAUUGGAGUCCCUACUCCUGCCUUUAGCUGUGCCCUUGCCUUCUUUGAUGGAUACAGGUCUGAGCGUCUACCUGCUAAUCUAAUACAGGCCCAAAGGGACUACUUUGGUGCCCAUACCUACGAGCUAUUGUCCAAUCCUGGUACAUUCAUUCACACCAAUUGGACUGGGAGAGGAGGAGACGUGUCUGCUUCGACUUAUUCUGCCUGAGACUAUAACUGACCUCUCUCUCAGCUUUAUUGUUUGAUUUUAUAUUCUAGCAUGUUCUUUUGUUGUAGUUUUAGCAAAUUUUAGUUCAA